AUGUUGUCUGGGAUUGCAAUCGGUGUUCGCGCCGUACAUGCCUUGCUCGCCAUUAUUGUGCUUGGCCUUUCGGUCACACUGAUGAAGGGCCAGGAGAUUGGCAGUGUCCCAACCACUACAAGAUACAGCGUUUUUCUCGGCGCUUACGGCAUAAUCGUCACUAUCAUUGGUCUACUUGGUCUAUUCUUUGAGUUCAUUCCAAAUUUGAUCACCAUGGGGUUCGACGCUGCCGGAGCAUUGCUGUUCCUCGGUGGCGGUAUUGCAUGGGCCAUCGGUACAAAGGGCCUCUCCUGUACCAACAAGAACUCCCCGAACAUCGACCAUCUAUACACAAAUUCGCUAUUGAACGAGGGCUGCCUGCCGAAGAAAGACAACAACAAUCCAUACCCAUACUGUGCCGUGAUGGGAGACUCCGAUGACAACGACACUAUCGAGAAAGCGUUUGGAGCGUUGAAGAGCAAUUGUCAAAAGGCAUUUGCUGACGAGAUUAUCAUGUUCAUAACGUUCGCUCUGGCUACUGUUCUAGUAUUGCUAGGUUUCUUGUUGUUUAAGAAGCGAGGCUCACGAUCGUCAUAUGUCGCUUGA
This is a messenger RNA of Phaeoacremonium minimum UCRPA7, 585 nucleotides long. RefSeq lists its product as hypothetical. The record is from RefSeq and is a predicted model, not a curated record. Gene Ontology annotation, cellular component: plasma membrane; eisosome. Bases 1 to 585 code for a protein of 194 amino acids. The transcript has 3 exons. NCBI's taxonomy places the organism in Eukaryota, Fungi, Ascomycota, Sordariomycetes, Togniniales, Togniniaceae. Gene Ontology annotation, biological process: protein localization to plasma membrane; eisosome assembly.